AUCCAUCUCUUCAUCGUCCUUGCAUCAACCAAACAGGCCGCCACGUCUGGAUGGUCGAAGACAUCCCUUAGCGUUGUCCUAAACAGCCAGCGACUUAUGCGCAUUCUUCACCAUGCCACCAGCUGUCGGGCACUUUGUGCCGACCGUUGAGCGUAUCGACCUCGGUCGACCUCGAGGUGGUCGCCCACCCAAACAGCCGCCUAGUGAAGAGGAGGCACGCGCACCGAAGCAACCGGGAACAACUCAAGACUCGGUUCCCCUGUACACAGUUGGCGGUCAAUCCACCACAGCACUGGGAGUCCUGAACCGGCGGUGGUAUUGGAACUGGCCCGUCAAUGUUGAACUCAGAUCAAGUCCCCAACGAGGUUGAGCUUCCUCAGGUCAUUCAAGUCGGAUCAAGUGAUCAUGUGGGACACUCCAAGGCGUAUUCAUUGCCGGUCUUGAUCGCCUCCGCGAGCCAGUACAUUCAUGACACCCCCGACAUUUACGAACCAGAUGUCAUCGCUGAGCUAGUCGCACAAGAGAUUGCAAGCAGCUAUCCCGACCUCACAAAUGAGGCAUUCAACGCGCGUGUCGGCGGUAGAGUGCUGGGGCUGGUACAGAGCACCGCUAUUCGCAAGUCGCCGAUCAUGCUUCUGAGUCCCAGCGGAGAAGUGGGACAGCUGCUGACGGGGAAGAAGUCUGGCCUCCAACAACUUACAAGCCACAUUGCGUACGCCUUCCCAACGCCUAUUCUCCAGAUCAGCUGCUCGACCUUGCCAUCCCCUCAUCGCCUGGACGGGUCCGCCACUGCCUUGGCGGUCCGGCUCGCGGACGCUACACACAUGUUGAGCGUGACUCCAAACACGGCCUCCGUCUCUCCGACGCAUGACUUGCCUGUCACGAUCGCGUCGAUUGGCGAGUUGCCCAAGUCUUUGACUGAAGGCCGCCGCCAUGUUGACAUUGCUCUGGAUCCAUUAUCGUGGGGUAAAGCUGCAGUGGUCGAUGAAGCAGGUGGUGUCUGGCUCUGGACUGAGGGGAGGGAGACUAUCAAUGGCCGAACCCAAAGGGUCUACAAGGUGGUGAAGCUACGCGGUCCAGUGGAAGCAGGCGAUGAUGGCUUCUUUCGCGUAGCGUUUGGCGCUCGAGCUGGGACCCUUCUCGUUCUGUCGCGGCGAUCAUUGGAUGUCAUGGAUUUGGAAAGUGAGGCUUCUCUCCCUCGGGUAUCGAAUAUCAUGACUCUAAGUGAAAAAUCACAACUAUUCACAUCGAUCGACAAAUCUGUCGCCCUCCGAGGAGCUGCCUUCACGUGCGUGGCGACCACCAGAGAAGUCAUCUGGAUAGACGAGCACCAAGUCGGGCCACCUAUCUUUCGCUGGAUUCACGACUAUGGAGCCAACAAAGUCAAGGACCUCGAAAUCACCGUUUACUCGACCAACCUCGACGAUAGUGACAACGGUCCAUCAUCUUGGGAGACAAUAAUUCUCUCAUCACCGUCAUCAGACCUCACCGAGGCCCUACGCGUGACUACGUGGCCGGCGGUGACAGUGGCCACAAAGCCCUGGUUGAUUCAUGGCCUCACUCCUCAAGGCAGCCCACUGCGUGAUUUGAUCGUUUUGCCUCUACCCGGGUCGCCUUUGGUUGCAUUGGGGAAAAACGGCAGUAUGACUGCCGCACGCAUGUUCCCGUCAACUGCGUCACCCUACAAUGGCUUCAAUGUGGCGACGAGGCUGGAUAAUCCUAGCAUCCCUGCCACUGCACGACUCCCCGCCCCUUAUCAGGAAGAGGAUGAUUCCGAUGAUAACGAUGGGCUUCUGCCGGGCUCUUGGAUCGAGAAGGCCGACACUAGGUGCAAAGUACUGCAGGGGCGUUGGGCGUGGUCGGAAAUCAAUGAGCCCACUAAGCCUGAAGCAGUCCUGGAUCUGGUGGAUUUUCAAAAGUAUAUACGGGAGUUUGAAGCUCCGCCAGAGCACAUGUUGACGGCAGGAGAGCUGGCUCGCGGUCUCAACUUGGACUCGGCUCCUGCCACACGUUCCCCACUACUGCCCAAACUCGGGGACGUCUCUCGUGACACGCUGUCAAAGCUGAACGACAUCGACUACGCCGGUACCUUCCAUUCGGUUUGGGCUGCACACUCUGGAACCGGCGUGCGGGACGCCACGGACGAGUUGAUGUUGAUACGGCCGCCUUUCCAAAAACAAGCCUAUCAUGAGGAGUCUCUGCGUCUGCUGGCAGACCUUUCGCUUUCGAGAAUCGUUCUAUCAAUGGACAAUGUCGUCCAAAGGGCCGUUGAAAGGGCGACACCUGACGACCUGUUUGCAGAAGCUGCAGGUCAACUCAGUCUUCAAGAGCGACGGCCAGACCCUCCAGAGUUUGGAGUACUGAAGCCCAAACGUCCGCUUUCAAGCGCCGCAGGACUUGACUUCCAUGAUGUCAAUCAAUUCCUGCAGCAGUGGCAUACCGGCAACGAUCCGCACGCAUUCACUUGGAGCAUGCCGCAGACGUGGUCAUCACAUUCCAGUCAAGCUCCCGUAUCCCAACAGCAACGCAGACCAAUUCGACCCCUGCCUUCUGUGCGAGCACCGCAGCUGCUGCCUGCCUCUGUGGCGCCCGUUCUCCUCCCACAGCCACCAAUGGAGAGCACAUUCUUCAGGACAACUGGAGUGCCUCCCGUUGCCCUCCAUUCGUCUCCCCCGAGGCCCUUACCGGUAUCGCAGCCCUCUGCUUCUCAGGCGUCUUUCGACCCUUACCCACAGACGCAAACCGAACGUGGUCCAUUUGGGGAUCGACCGGAAGCCGUGGCGAGAACUGCUAGGAAGAAGGCGACGAAGAAGAGGCUCGGAGGAUUCUAAACGAUGUUGUAACAGCCUAUGCAUUCACAGUU
This is a messenger RNA of Vanrija pseudolonga, 2863 nucleotides long. RefSeq lists its product as uncharacterized. Gene Ontology annotation, cellular component: RNA polymerase I core factor complex. NCBI's taxonomy places the organism in Eukaryota, Fungi, Basidiomycota, Tremellomycetes, Trichosporonales, Trichosporonaceae. Gene Ontology annotation, molecular function: RNA polymerase I transcription regulatory region sequence-specific DNA binding; RNA polymerase I general transcription initiation factor binding. The coding region runs from base 336 to 2831 and encodes 831 amino acids. The record is from RefSeq and is a predicted model, not a curated record. Gene Ontology annotation, biological process: nucleolar large rRNA transcription by RNA polymerase I. The transcript is spliced from 9 exons.